CUGCUGCAAAGGAGCCGAACCGUCACACAAAAGCAAGAUGGAGGAUCUCACAGUCGAAGUAUGCGGCGAAAACGGAGCGUAUUAUAAGGCCUUUGUCACCGAUGUCUUUGACGACGAAGUUUUGGUAACUUUCGAGAAUGACUGGCAACCCGAAUCGAAAUUCCCAUUUGCUCAAGUCCGUCUACCUCCAAAAGAUGGUUCCAAAACAGAAUUUCAGGAGAAUCAAGAGAUCGAGGUAUUCUCCAGGUCUAACGAUCAAGAAGCAUGGGGCUGGUGGAAAGCACUUAUCAAGAUGAGCAAAGGAGGUUUUCAAGUAGUCGAAUAUUUGGGAUGGGAUUACACGUAUACCGAAAUAGUAGCUAGCGAGCGACUGAGAGCUAAAAAUCCAAAUCCCCCUAUUGAUAAACACACAUUUCACAAGAUCGAAAUUGAAGUACCUGAAGAACUCAGAGACUUUGCAAAGAUGGAUAAUGCACAUAAGGAAUUUCAAAAGGCGAUAGGGGCAGCAGUGUGCCGAUAUGUGCCUGAACGAGGAGUACUGCUGGCCAUCUCCCGUCAUGAAAAUAUACAUCGUCACAGUAGCAUGCUCCAAGAAAUGCACUUUAGAAACUUAUCGCAAAAAGUUUUGCUAUUGAAGAGGACGGAAGAAGCAGCACGUCAACUUGAAUCCACUAAACUUCAAACAAUAGGGGGCAAAUUUAGAUCUUCAAACUUUAUAUAUCAGCGUGUCUCAGACUUUGAGGCAGGAGUGAAAACAAAUUCAAGAUAUACCGACGAAUUUAAUGUUCGAGAAGAUCUUAUGGGACUAGCUAUUGGUGCUCAUGGUGCAAAUAUUCAACAAGCGCGAAAAGUUGAUGGCAUUACAAAUAUAGAAUUAGAAGAAAAUUCAUGCACAUUUAAGAUAUAUGGAGAGACGCAUGAAGCUGUUAAAAAGGCUCGAUCUAUGCUGGAAUAUAGCGAGGAAUCUAUACAAGUUCCACGAGUGUUGGUAGGAAAAGUAAUUGGGAAAAAUGGUCGCAUUAUCCAAGAAAUUGUCGACAAAAGUGGCGUAGUAAGUAUAUUUGUACCGUUAAUUAAUACAAUAUAAAACGAGUUCUAUACUUUUAUAGCUAUUACUUUCAGAAUUAACUCUCAGGUAGGGACUCCUUUCUCGAUUAACCUAGUGCCUAUAAGAAUAUGGUUGAUGAUGUUAUAUAAGUAUAUUAAUUUUCAUUUUCAGUUGAUACUGUAUGAUUUUGUUGAAACUAUCAAAUUUAAAAUAGUACACCUAGAUUACUUGUAAUACUUUACAGAUCAUCUACAUCUACCGAUACAUGUUUAUCUCUCAGGGUAUGUAACAAUCAUCCGAAAUUUCCAACACGCGUUUUAAGCAUAACAAUGAUUAUAGGCACUCUGUGCUGCAACAUGUACAGCACUCUCAGAUUGUUGACAACGAGUCAUACUUAUGAGCUCUAUAGUCAAAAUUAAUGUAGCAUUCAAUUGAAAAUGGAAGUUAUAACUUAUGAGGGAUUAGGUUAUAUAUGACGUAUACCUUGUCUGUUCUCGGUAGAUAACAACUGGCUCGAGUGGGAAUAUACAUAUUGAUAAAGUAAGUAUGUCAUUUCCUAUUGUUUGUGAUUUUAUU
This is a messenger RNA of Pogonomyrmex barbatus (red harvester ant), 1624 nucleotides long. It is a transcript of the gene Fmr1, whose product is annotated as synaptic functional regulator FMR1. Gene Ontology annotation, biological process: mRNA transport; positive regulation of translation; animal organ development. The record is from RefSeq and is a predicted model, not a curated record. Gene Ontology annotation, cellular component: nucleus; neuron projection; cytoplasmic stress granule. Gene Ontology annotation, molecular function: mRNA 3'-UTR binding; translation regulator activity. NCBI's taxonomy places the organism in Eukaryota, Metazoa, Arthropoda, Insecta, Hymenoptera, Formicidae.